Molecule: messenger RNA, 591 nt
Organism: Brassica napus (rape)
Lineage: Eukaryota; Viridiplantae; Streptophyta; Magnoliopsida; Brassicales; Brassicaceae
Product: DNA-directed RNA polymerase III subunit RPC10-like
Exons: 3
Coding region: 39-350 (103 amino acids)
Biological process (GO): DNA-templated transcription; termination of RNA polymerase III transcription; regulation of DNA-templated transcription
Cellular component (GO): RNA polymerase III complex
Molecular function (GO): DNA-directed RNA polymerase activity; nucleic acid binding; zinc ion binding
Source: RefSeq, a predicted model, not a curated record
GCUUGAUUAGAGAAAUAACAGAUUUUUGUUUCAGCUAGAUGGAGUUCUGUCCAACAUGUGGGAACUUGCUGCGUUACGGUCAAUCACAGUUCUUCUGCUCGACAUGUCCUUAUAUCGCCCGCAUCGAAAGACAGGUUGAGAUAAAGAAGAAGCAAUUGCUGGUUAAGAAAUCCAUUGACCCUGUUGUGAAGAAAGAUGAUAUCCCAAAAGGACCUGAAACUGAAGCGCCAUGCCCAAGAUGCGGGCACGACAAGGCGUACUUCAAAACAAUGCAGAUUCGUUCAGCGGAUGAGCCAGAAUCGAGAUUUUAUAGAUGCGUCAAGUGCGAGCAAACUUGGCGUGAGGAAUGAUCCCUUUAUACUUUUUUUUUCCCAGAGAAAGCUAAUCCAUCUAAACAAUAAUUUCGCUCUUUGAUUUUUUUUUUGUUGUUGUACCAUUUGGCAAUUUUCGAUAGCUUUCCUUUGUUUUUGGUUUUGGUUUGGGAAUGUUUCUGUGUGAUUUAAGCAGUUUUGAUGUUUGUUUACAGUUUGUUUCUUAUCAACCACGAUGAAACAUUCACCUGAAUAAAAUCUUAUGCAAAAGCUUCACACU